UUCAAUAAUGCUGCUCAAAUAUAUUCUAAUAUGUUUCCUACUGCAACAGGUAUCAUCAGCUGUUAAUGACUGUCCAUUUCCUGAACACCAUCCUGAGCAUCACGUAGCCAAUAAACUUAUCAAUGAUAAAGAGGUGUGCUCUGACUUUUAUGUUAAAUGUAUAACCACAUCCGACCAAACUUGUUUUGAAAAAUAUAAUGAUUGUUUGAAAGCUGUAAUAGAGGAUUUCAAAGAUGCUGCCAUAGAUUUUGAUCUUUUAAUCUUAAUUGUUAUAGAGGCACAGAAUGAAGCUGAUAUCGAUUGCAAUUCAAUUGUUAAACUAGCAAAAAAUAAUGUUAUGUCAUAA
This is a messenger RNA of Lucilia cuprina (Australian sheep blowfly), 346 nucleotides long. RefSeq lists its product as uncharacterized. NCBI's taxonomy places the organism in Eukaryota, Metazoa, Arthropoda, Insecta, Diptera, Calliphoridae. Bases 8 to 346 code for a protein of 112 amino acids. The transcript has 5 exons. The record is from RefSeq and is a predicted model, not a curated record.